AUGGCCGAAGUCAAACUUGCCAAAUUGAAAAUUAAACGCGGUACUCUAAUAGCUCAGCAGCAGCGUGUAAAGGAGUUUAUCGACUCCAAAUUAUCAAAAGCAUCUGUUCAAGAACUCGAAACUAGAGCCCAUGCUCUGGAGAAAUACUACCAUGAUUUUGAAAGCAUACAAUCCAGCAUUGAAGAACUUGAACCGGAGGAAGGGGACACCAUUCGAUGCUCAUUCGAAGAGCUUUACUUUGUUCUUCGUCCCACUCUGAUGGUUGCUAUAAGGCAGUGUAAGGAGGAAGCAGGAAAAGGUUCAACAGCAACCACCAAAUGUGAAACGAUCGUCAGUAAGAAAUUAAGACUGCCAGAAAUCCCCUUGCCAACGUUCUCCGGUGACUACACCCAGUGGUUGUCGUACUACGACACGUUCUCUGCCUUGGUUCAUCGCAAUAGUGCUCUAGAUAACGUCAAGCGAUUCCACUAUCUCCGAUCUUCGCUUAAGGAUGGUGCUCUCCGGCGUAUACAGUUCAUCGAAGUGACCUCUGACAACUACGAAAUCGCACUCAAAUCACUUGUCGGACGAUAUCAAAAGCGUAACGUCAUUGUUCGGGGGCAUAUAAGACAGCUUUUUAAUGUGCCUUCAAAUGCCAACAAGUCUUCUUCAUCGGCAUUACGGGAGCUAAUCGAUUCAGUAAAUACUCACCUGAGAGCAUUAUCGUCCUUAGGAAGACCAGUGGCACAUUGGCAUGAUUUAGUCAUCGAAAUAGUUUUGCCAAAAUUAGACAACUCCACACUUGAAAAGUGGAAUGACGAAGCUCCCACUGAUAGGCUUCCAACACUAGAAGAGGUUUUUAAAUUCCUGGGAAAAAGGUGUACUCAUUUAGAAGAAAGAGCGGCAGCAGCGCGUUCCACUACACAGCAAUGCGUCAAUAGUAAUAAAAGCCUAAAACAUUUUCGCUCUUCGCAGCAGCGUUUCGCCUUUGGUGUUUGCGAAAAUGUAAAACCUCAGCGUAACUGUACGUACCGCAGUGGCACAAAUCAUGUUAAAGAUUUGAUGCUAUCCAUCAGAGAAAUCUUUGUAAUAAUUGCCUAA
Molecule: messenger RNA, 1080 nt
Organism: Rhagoletis zephyria (snowberry fruit fly)
Lineage: Eukaryota; Metazoa; Arthropoda; Insecta; Diptera; Tephritidae
Source: RefSeq, a predicted model, not a curated record